Molecule: messenger RNA, 1880 nt
Organism: Pelagomonas calceolata
Lineage: Eukaryota; Pelagophyceae; Pelagomonadales; Pelagomonadaceae
Source: the annotation of a GenBank genome assembly
AUCCUGCGCCCCGCACCUCUCACUGUGAAACUUUUGGCUGGAGAUAAAAUCGUGCCAUACGACUGCACCAGGAGCCGUGCGCGCGCGCAGACGGCAGCACCGCAGCCCCACAAAUUGUGCGCGGCGCGCGGGGCAGCGUUCACGCCCACAGAUUACCAUGCUGCUGCUACGAUGGCCAUGGGCUCUCCUCCCCACAAUAACAAUGGCGUCCAACGCCUGGCACACCGACGAAGACUGCGGCUGCCACAACCUGAAUAGUGCGUGGGGCAUCCGCACGAUGUUUGAGAGGGGCUACAACGCGUCUCUGGCCCAUCGCGCGAGCGACCUCAAACAACUGAAAGACAAAAGCAAGCAGACGAAGUCCGAGAAGAAGCUCCGGCAGGCGUUGACCUACGAGCUGUGGAGAUCUUUGAGGGCGUAUCGUUCCCAGCAAAUUUCGACGCGAGAAGCUGUGCGGAAAUCAAAUGUCGCUGCGCGUCUCUCCCCACGGCUCAAUCAUGGCCUACACGCCAUCGACGCGACGCCUGCUCGACGGCGUGCCGUUGUGGAUUCCUCACCGCUCGACGGAGCCAGCACGGCCGCGCCAUGUGCACGUGAGACACUGGUCGUUUUCCACACAGGCGAGAAGAAGCCGAGCAGGAGGUCGUAAAAAUACUAAAAGAUCCGAACAGGAACAUCCUACUCGUGCUGAACAACCGCGUGUACGUGCAUCGAGAGUUCUACGAGCGAAGUAAACACCCGGGCCACGCGGUCAUGGUGCGCGAGGCGUGCCAAUUACUGGGGUGUCCCAACGUGAUAUAUGAUUUUGCCUCCGAGACGACGGGCGGCUCCGGGUGUGAACAACGCACACUAAAGCUAGCCAUCAACAAGGAGGUGGGAUACGAGCAGUGUGGUGUAUUAGUGCCCAAUUCGUAUUUUGGCGGCGGCCACGGCAACCUCACGAUGUGGGCGUCCGAAGUGAAAGGCCAAGAUUCGAAGCUCGAACCUUUCUCCAAGCGAAAGGGCAAGGCCAUGUAUCGAGGGAGUCUGCACCCCGACCCGGAUAAUGUGUUCUCGAGCGAGCGCAUGUGUAGCGAGGUUGCAUAUGGCAACUACGCGCGCAUCAGUGCCUUUGCAGCAUCUUUGGAUCAUCCCGACGAGGUCGACGCCAAAUGUGUGGAUGGGAAGCACCACGCGUGCAAGCUGCCUCCCCCGUCGUGUGUCGGGAUUGUGUCUGACUUCAAUUCUGGACUGAAGAAAAAAGCUAGAAUUGACGGCGAGUACUUGGACGACAAGGAGUACCGGAACCACAAGUACCUGUUGAACUUGCCCGGGGCCGCAUCAGGUAGCUAUUCGAAGAACCUGAACCAUCUCUGGAGAACAGGAUCGGUAGUGAUGCAGUGGGUGCACCCCUUCGUGGAAUGGUACCAUCCGGCGCUAGAACAUGGUGUCACGCAUCUGGACGUGGCUCGGUACAGUGUCGCGGACUACGUCCGAGCCCUCGAGAGGGACCCCGAGACGGCGGAGAGACUCGGUAGCGAAGCGAGAAGGAUCCACGACACGCUGCUGUGUCCGCGGUGCCUGGCGGCUUUUCUGAAAGAAACUUUUGAGGCCGUGUCCAAACACCUGGGCCAAUCCCUAGUCUUGGAUGACGGGAAACGAAUAGCAGAGCUUUUGCGGGAGCAUGCCGAUUGUAGUACGAUGGCGGAAGUGGACGAGUACCGGGACCACCACCAUUUGCCUGCACUGUUACGUGAGGAUGAUCCCAUACACCCGUGCCGGAAAGGUGGUCCUGUUUCCAAUAAGAAUUGGAAGCGGGAUCAUCAGGCCAUGGAAGCGAGGCUGGCCUAUGCGGAGAAGUACGGCCUCGAGAAGAACAAAGGGUAAGUAGUUACUACUAG